This is a messenger RNA of Ilex paraguariensis (yerba mate), 681 nucleotides long. The record is from the annotation of a GenBank genome assembly. Lineage: Eukaryota; Viridiplantae; Streptophyta; Magnoliopsida; Aquifoliales; Aquifoliaceae.
AUGGCGGCCUCAACCUCUGCUUACCAGAAGCUCCUAAGCGUUGGUACUAAGAUCGUCGCCGUCGGCCGCAACUACGCCGCUCACGCCAAGGAACUCGGCAACGCCGUCCCCAAGGAACCGGUGUUGUUUCUGAAGCCGACGUCGUCGUAUUUGGAAAAUGGAGGCACGAUCGAAAUUCCGCAUCCCUUGGAAUCGCUCGAUCAUGAGGUGGAGCUUGCCGUUGUGAUCGGUCAAAAAGCUCGCGAUGUUCCUGAGGCCACUGCUAUGGAUUAUGUUGGAGGUUAUGCACUUGCACUGGAUAUGACUGCAAGGGAAAUCCAGUCUUCUGCCAAGUCUGCAGGUCUUCCAUGGACUGUAGCUAAAGGACAGGAUACCUUCACACCAAUCAGUUCUGUUCUGUCCCCGGCGAUGGUGCCAGACCCUCACAACUUGGAAUUGUGGUUAAAGGUGGAUGGAGAAAUUCGGCAACAAGGGCCAACCUGUGACAUGAUUUUUAAGAUCCCAUUUCUUAUCAGCCACAUAAGUUCUAUCAUGACGCUUCUUGAAGGAGAUGUUAUUCUAACAGGCACUCCUCAAGGUGUUGGCCCUGUUAAAACAGGUCAAAAGAUAGACGCUGGUAUAACAGGUCUCUUGGAUGUGCAUUUCAAUGUUGAAAAACGCCAAAGACCCAAAAGUUGCUGA